AUGAAUGAGGUGGAGGAGACGCUGCGGCGGCUUCAGGGGCACAAGGGGGUGCAGGGGGUGGUGAUCGUGAACCAGGACGGCAUUCCCAUCAGAUCAACCUUCGACCAGUCCGUCACUGUGCAGUACGCGAGUUUGAUCACCCAGCUUUCAAGCAAGGCAAGGAGUGCUGUCCGAGAACUCGACCCGCAGAACGACCUGACGUUUCUCCGAGUGCGAUCGAAAAAGCAUGAAAUCAUGGUAGCACCUGAUAAGGACUAUCUCCUAAUCGUGAUACAGGACCCCAACAUCAUGAAUACAACAUAA
Molecule: messenger RNA, 303 nt
Organism: Guillardia theta CCMP2712
Lineage: Eukaryota; Cryptophyceae; Pyrenomonadales; Geminigeraceae
Exons: 2
Coding region: 1-303 (100 amino acids)
Biological process (GO): microtubule-based movement
Cellular component (GO): cytoplasmic dynein complex; cytoplasm
Molecular function (GO): dynein intermediate chain binding
Source: RefSeq, a predicted model, not a curated record